This is a messenger RNA of Phaedon cochleariae (mustard beetle), 507 nucleotides long. The record is from the annotation of a GenBank genome assembly. Lineage: Eukaryota; Metazoa; Arthropoda; Insecta; Coleoptera; Chrysomelidae.
AUGUCCGCAACGCUCAAACCUUAUUUGACGGCAGUUCGUCACACGCUUACUGCCGCCAUGUGCCUAGACAAUUUCUCUUCACAAGUGGUCGAAAGGCACAACAAACCGGAAGUUGAGGUUAGGUGUUCCAAAGAACUUUUGUUAACUCCGGUGGUGAUAUCCAGGAACGAGAAGGAAAAGGUGCUGAUAGAGUCCUCGGUGAACUCCAUAAGAAUCAGCAUAGCAGUGAAGCAAGCUGACGAAAUCGAGAAAAUCCUGUGUAAAAAGUUCAUGAGAUUCAUGAUGAUGAGAGCAGAAAACUUUAUAGUGUUAAGGAGGAAACCAAUGGAAGGAUAUGACAUUAGUUUUUUGAUAACGAACUUCCACACUGAGCAGAUGUACAAGCAUAAGCUGGUGGACUUUGUGAUACACUUCAUGGAAGAGAUUGACAAGGAAAUUUCAGAAAUGAAACUUGCUGUUAAUGCUAGAGCUAGGAUUGUGUCUGAAGAGUUUUUGAAACGUUUUUAA